AGGUUAUAAUUUUGUUUUAUUAUUUUUUGUUCCUGUUUCUGGUUAUUGUUAAUUUUGAAUAUAUUAUAUCAUUCUUUUUUGUUGCAUCUUGAAUUUAAUUUUUUGUAUCAAAAUCAUCAUUAUGAGCAUGUACAGUAAUAUUUGCAGAACCUGCUUGAAAACAAAACCAAAAGAAAAAUGUACAAAAAUAUCACCAAAUGAAGAAAAUGAAGAAACAUCUUAUCUACUUGAGAUGAUAAGUUAUUCCAUACCUGAACUGGACAUGUUUGUUGUGGUUGAUCCAGUUAUAUGUGAAAAUUGCAUUGCUACAUUAGAAGUGUCUUUUAAAUUUAAAAUGGAGUGCCUUAAGAAUCAGGAAAGAUUGCUCAAGUUUUCAAAUAGGAAUAGUUCAAAAGUUGAUCUUCUUAGUAUUUAUAACAGAAUAAGAAAACCAGAUGAUCAUAUUAUAGAACAUAAUAAUAAUGAAUCCAUCACCAAAAAACCUCAAACUGUCCCAAAAAGAAAUUCACCUGAGAAAAAUAGAGCAUAUCCUUCUCUGAGUUGUCCAAAAUGUCAAGGGUGUGAUCUCAAAAUCUCAGAUGAUCCCAGCUCACAUUCAAAAAUGAACAUAGGACCUUUCAUCUGCUACAGUUGCAACAGAGAGUUUGAAGACAUAUCAAAACUGAGAAAACAUACCCUAGGUCAUGUGCGUCAGAGGAGAUGCAAGAUUUGCAGCAAGACAUUCAGAGAUUUGGACACUCUCAAAAGACACUUGAGAGUGCACACACGUAUCAACCCAUUCAAGUGUAAUAUAUGUCUCAAAGAGUUUCGCCAGAAACACAAUCUGACACAGCACAUACUGCAGCAUGUGCAGUCCAAAAAGUUGACUUGUGUCCAUUGCCAAAAAGUAUUCUCCACUAAAUACAAUUUGAAGGUUCAUAUGAAGAAUGCCCAUAGGCAGAAAGAGUUCUGUGACUUGUGUGGAGAGUCUUUUAGCACUAAAUCUGAAUUGGUGGAACAUCUACAUACUACAACAGAAAAAUGUGGAAAUGAAAUCAGAAUCAAGAAAGAGAUCAAACAAGAGCAUCAUUAUACUGACCAAGGUAUGGAUGAAGGAGAUAUCAAAGAUGACCCUGAAACAUUAAAUGACUUGAAUAUGGACCAAUCUAUCUCUGAUGAUCACCAUGUUGAAACUGAAGCUCAUACAGAUAUGGCAAAGGAAGAUAUAGAUUUGCUUCUCUCUGCAAGUUUCAUGGCAGAGGAAUCAAGCCAGUCGGAUGCAGAUAUAGAUAUUUUGAAUUGAUUUGAAGGUCUGUCUCUCAGUGAGAUCAGGAACAGAAUUUCUUUUUGGGAAUUUACAGUUUUCUGGCAAUGACAAUACUCUGUUUAUAUUUUUACCAAUGUUACCUAUAUAGUAGUUAUUCUCUAGGUUAUUGUUUUAAAAUCUAUAGUAUCAUUUAGCUGAAUAAUCUAUUGAAGUUAUGGUUUUCUGAUGUUGAAUGUAAUGUUUAUACUACAACUAUGAAGUUAUAUUAUAUAUUUUUGUAUGAUUAUAUAAUGAUGGACAUGGUUCCUACAUGAGAGAGAUUUUCAUUUUUCUACGAAUUGAUCAUGCAACCAUUUUCUUAAUUUUUUUGUACAUUGUUUUUUCAAAUAUCUUCGGAAGUAUUCCAAAUUUCUAAAAGUCGAGAUGGCAUUUUGAUCAGCAUCAAAUUGCGAAACUGCCCUAAAUCAACGGACUUGUAUCUGGUAUGGUUAGCGGGAGCCCAAUGAUACCCCUCGAAUUUGAGACACCCUGUACAAUGAAAUUGUGGCUAAGAAAUGAUAGUAACAUCAUCUAGUUUCUGAGCAGUUUCCUAUCCAAUGAUUUUUUAAAUAAUGCGAACGAGGUAUCUCGAAAGUUUGCUCUAUGGGAUUCAGGUCGGGGCUUCUGGCCGGCUAAAUGAGAUAUUUUUUUUUAAUGUGAUGGGGUAAGUUGAGUUUCUGGUGUAAUAUCAAAAUCAAUAAAAUUAUUCUUUAUUUAUAAAAGUAUUUCAAAGAAAGAAAUCAGAGACAAAAUACAUGGUACAGUAAUAGAAGAUGAGAAUUCUAAUAAAAGAAAAUAUAAGACAGAUAUUGUAUAACAGUGUAAGAUCAAAUAAGCCUAAAAAGUAAAUGAAAUAAACAGUCCUUGAACCUACCUAUAUCAAUUAUUAUACAAACAAUGACGAUCCUGAGAGGACAAACUCAAAAAUUCUAUGUUGGCUUAUUAUGAUUCUUUGCAUGAAUUACCGGUAAUCCUAACUUGAUUGUAAAUGCUAUAAAAUGUGUGACAAGGCUUUAAUAUAUUGAGUUCAUUUCAUUUUUUGUUUCUUUUCUUUUUUGAAUUGACUCGGCCGUUACUUGAUGGAAAUUCAUAGUGAGUGUAAAAAACUUCACAGAUGAUCAAGAUUUUCACAAAAUUCUAAACCACAUGUUGCUUCGGUAACACAGUAGCUCCUUCCAGUGAAAUACCCCUACAAUAAACUAAACUUAGAUUGAAUUGCCUAACUUCACAUCCUACUUUCUGAACCGAAAGGAUUACAAUUACCUGUGGGAAGGUUGGCUAAGCCCUUUCCAGUUAAUCCAGUAGGUAUUACACCGAAUUUUAAUGUAGGUUAUUGGCUUAGCCAACCAUUCCAAAAGUAAUUUUAAUCCUUUAAGUUCGGGAUGUGGGAUAUAUAAAAGUUAGACAAGUUAAUAUAAGUAUAGUUACCGUAGAAUGGGGUUAAUACAAACAAUUUUCUACUUUUCACAGUGUGUUGCUGUUGAUAUUCACAUUUUUCAUGAAGGAAAAUUAGGAAAAUGUCUAUCAUGGUUAUUAGAAGAGAAGGAAAUAUUUAUUUAUUUAUUUCAGUUAUUGCAUUACAUUCUCUUCUUCACAGAUUUUCUUCAAAAGAAUUGAAUGUGGUGAUUUUCUUUCCCCCCUUGUGAAUAGAAACAGUGAUUGUUUUAGCACGUUAUUCGCUUGUGAAACAUCUGAGAGGUGAAUGGAAACAAGUUUAUUGAAUAAUAAAAUUUGUGGACAGCUCAAAAUAUGAUAAAAAAAAAUACCAUAAAAAUGGGACGAAUAGAAACAGCAGGUCAAUUGAAACAGCAAGCAAAUACACACAAAAAAGAGAUGUUAGUUGUAUUUUUAUCUGAAAAACACGAAUUUGAUAAUGAAAAUGUGAACAAACCAUAAUUUAUCAAGAUAUUUCACUAUAAAGUUACAAAUGUCACCUUCUUUUCUGCCUGUCUUCGAGAUCGCAUUCAGAAUUAUAAUAUGCCCUACUCUUUUCAUCAUUGGACAACUUAUAUAUAUAUUACAAUGUACUAGACAUUUUUUUCUAUUAUAUGAGUCAGCUAGAAAUAUGAUUUUCUUGUGAUUUAUCCAUAUUUAGUGAAAAGAAGAAAGAAUAUCAUUUAAAAUAAUGGCAUUCAAAAGCAAUCUGUUGACAUUCGACAUCUCGUAUUUGGAUUGACUAUUGAUUAAAUGGCCGUCAUCUGGCAUGCUUGUUCACUAAAUAUGAAAAACUCGCCAUAAAAAUCAUAUUUCCUGUUGAAAAAUGUGAAAUUGAAGUACAUCAUGAGUAUACAGGGUGUUUCAUAAUUGAAUGUCAAUAUUCGAGGAGGCGAUUCUUGGGCUCAUUCUAAGAAGAAAGUUUCAUAUGAACGUAUGACCUAAACGUCCCAACUUUGGAGAUACAGGGUGGUAAAAUUCUCGAAAAUUAAUAUAGCCUACUACAAUGAGAAGUUAUAAUUCGAAAAUACCAAAUACGAAUACAAAGUUCAUGAACUAUGAAUUGUAUUUCUGAAAUUUGAUCUUAAAAAUAAAAACUAUUUCUCUGCAUUGUGAUAUUAUCAUAUUAACAAUAUUACUAUAAUCAUGUAGUGAAAAGCUUUUUAUUUUUAAGCGAAAACCGUGCAUCAGAUUGAAAAAAUUGUAGUGAUCAAAUUUGCUUAGAAAUGAUCGGGAAUUUCAGGAAUGAUUUCAAUUUGGAGAUUAAUCAGUGGCGUACCAUCAAUGUCUGCCAAAAUAGGUAUGUGAAAUUCCAUACGAACGCCACUGGUGGCAACAACAAAAAAUGUGGUACGCUAACUGAUGCCUCUUGAUACAUAGUACAUGUAUGCCAAAUUUCAUCAGAAUAUCUGAAGUGGUAUUACAGAUAUUAAUAAAAAACUAUUAAUUUUUGAGAACUUCACCACCCUGUAUCUCAAAAGUUAGGAUGUUUAGGUCAUACGUUCAUAUGAAACUUUCUUCUUAGAAUGGGCCCAAGAAUUGCGUCCCCAAAUAUUGACAUUCAAUUAUGAAACACCCUGUAUAAAGUGUCCAAUGACAAAAUAAGAAGAGCAAGUGGCUGUAAAUGCAUCCAACACAAGGGGAAAAAGAAGACGAAAUUUCGAACUUUUUCUCGAAAUAUCUCGAUAAAUAGUGGUUUCUUCUUUCAUUAUCAAAUUCGUGUUUUUCAGCCAAAAAUACGUAAGUACUGAAAAAAAUUUCGAAAAAAAACCAUCGCAUGAUAAAUGCAGUUUUACUCAGUUAAUUCAGCAAUGCACAGGUGUCACGAUCAUAUGUUCUACUAAAAUAACGGAAAAACAGUGUUGCCAAUGGAAAAUCAGUCAAAUUCGAUGAAUUUAUGUUGUCACAUAAUAUGCAAUAUGCGUAAACAAGAUAGGAUUUGAAGUUUCUAAAAUUCAAUUAAAAAAAUUUGUGAUUUUUCUCAACAAAUGCUCCAUACUUGUUUCUAUUCGCCCGCAAGUUUUUAUUCAUCAGCGCGGCUCUGAAUAACAAUUGAUUCAUCAUACGAUUUUGAAGUUCCGACGGAUACAAAAACUGCAUCCGGUUCUCUCGGGAGUGACCUCAACUUUUGAUUUUUAUAUGGAACACAUUUGAGUUUCGCAUACAUACAGUAGCAUAUCAUUCUUGAGUUGAAAUUGACAUUUUUAUUUGGCUAUCUGGUUUUGUUUUCGUGUUACUUUCGAAAAAUCAUGUAAUUGAGAAACUUAUUGCAAUCAAAACUGUCUUAAAAUAGUAUACUUUGAAUUUUUCUCCCUGUAGACGGUGGCGCACCUCUUCAACAUCUCCGCUACACAAACUUACUGCUGUCUCCCUGUAUAUGUGACUCACGUCUUUCAUUCUUUUGAAUGUCACCAUAUCAGUUAUUUGUGAAGACUUUCACCGCAAACAGAAUCUAUUCCUGAUACUUGUGACGAAUUUUGUCAGUUGCUCAUCGUUUCUCAGUAGCAACAUCAAGCAUUGUGCGUCAUAGUGUAUAUUCCUUAAUUCCAUCUUAUUUACCUAGAAAUUAUCUUUUAUACAUGUAUCACCAAGUGAAAUCGACCGAUCAGGCUAUUAGCAUUUUUACCAACAGCCUUCUAAAACUCCUGAGCCGUUCUGAAGAAACUUGGCAACAAUGUCGAUGGGUCCUACAACUGACGACAGUGGAACUUCAAAAAGAAUAUACGAUCGGCGCAAAAAUAUUGAAUGAAUCAACACACAGGAUCGAUCCUGUACGUAACAAAUCAAUUUAAAACUUAUUCUUUGUACAAACAAUAGUCACUCGAAAAUCGUUCAACACCCGAAACACUGCGGCCUGUUGACCAAGUUCAGCGCCUCGAUCUGCUUGAAAUCGGGCGGCAUGACGAGCUUCUCGACGAAAUCAGAGUAGGACUUCCUGAAGGCGCCGGUCCGGCACUUUUCGCAUACCUCCCUGUAGACGGUGGCGCACCUCUUCGACAUCUCCGCCACGCACACCUUCUGCUGGUCGGUGUCGACGGGGAAGAAGGCCAUCCUGUCGCUGAUCGAUUGCAGCGCCAUCUGGAUCCUCAGCACGUCUUCGUCUUUGAAUGAGAUG
Molecule: messenger RNA, 5834 nt
Organism: Phaedon cochleariae (mustard beetle)
Lineage: Eukaryota; Metazoa; Arthropoda; Insecta; Coleoptera; Chrysomelidae
Source: the annotation of a GenBank genome assembly